This is a messenger RNA of Fomitopsis serialis, 1011 nucleotides long. RefSeq lists its product as uncharacterized. NCBI's taxonomy places the organism in Eukaryota, Fungi, Basidiomycota, Agaricomycetes, Polyporales, Fomitopsidaceae. The coding region runs from base 238 to 765 and encodes 175 amino acids. The transcript has a single exon. The record is from RefSeq and is a predicted model, not a curated record.
CCAUACAUAGUCACUCGAGGCUACCAUUCCCGGGGCCAUUCUACGGGUGCCAUUCACGCAGACGGUCGACGGGGAUUCAGGGGCACGCGAAUGGAUCUUGGAUCGGCGGCGCGUGUCGAUGUCGUAGUACCUCCUGUUGUCGAACGCCUCGCGCAUACCUAUCGGUGUAACGAGCCUCUACGCGAUCACUUCGGCGCGCCUCCCUCGUGAACAGAGCUAUUGCUCUUGUCGCGCGCUAUGCGUGGUGAUGCCCGGGCCCGAGUCGAUCUACGUGGCCCUUGCUGGUUCUUGGAAACGCAGAUCUCGCUCCUCUCCAUCCUUCCGGGCUACCCGACUCAGCAGCCGUGUGGAACGCUCCACUUAUAUUCUUCGGUCGGCGACGAAGCGCUGAGCAGGAGCACGCCCUACUCUCGAUGCCAUCUUGUGACAUCCGUCUGUCGCUCACUCUCCGGCUCCGAGGUCUCCUAUACCACCCUCGACAACGAUCCAACCGCAUCCUCGACUGAGGCCGCCUGGAUCUACUCCGCACUGGUCGUCCACUACACCCAAGCCCUCUCGCUGUCGAUAGCGAUCUGCUCCUAUUCCGGGCAUCAUUGUAUCCGUGAACUUCCCGUCCAUCGACAACUGCUCAGACGCAAGCGACUACCAGUGGGUACUGUCGAGAAACCUGUGGGAUCCCUUCGCGUCGGACUUUGCGGCGUGCUCGUCCGAUGGCUCCGUCUUGCCGACGGAGAGCGACGUCGUGGGCGCUGCGGGGUGCUGUGAUAGCGUGACUGUCCUCAAUGCAACUUCGAAGACGGACGUGGAUGCGGAUUAUCAGGGAGAGGUAUAUAGCAUACUGCGCGAGCUGCCGUUUACCUGUCUGCCGAGUUCUUGAACAGGGAACUUGAAGCAUCGGAAUGAAAUUGCUCUGGCGUUUGUGUUUUUAGUAGGAGGUUCUUGCGAUCGAUGUUUUGGGGGCUGAGCCAGUAUUUCUGAGGCCCGAGUCGACGCAGACUACAGUUAUCACCG